Rangifer tarandus platyrhynchus (Svalbard reindeer) is the source of this 1353-nucleotide messenger RNA. NCBI's taxonomy places the organism in Eukaryota, Metazoa, Chordata, Mammalia, Artiodactyla, Cervidae. The record is from the annotation of a GenBank genome assembly.
AUGCUGAAACAGAUCCUGUCGGAGAUGUACAUAGAUCCUGAUCUGCUGGCAGAGCUGAACGAGGAACAGAAACAGAUCCUGUUCUUCAAGAUGAGGGAGGAGCAGAUCCGCCGCUGGAAAGAAAGAGAAGCAGCGAUGGAAAAACAGGAGUCCUUGCCAGUGAAACCCAGACCAAAGAAAGACAACGGCAAAUCCGUUCACUGGAAACUGGGAGCCGACAAGGAGGUCUGGGUCUGGGUGAUGGGCGAACACCACCUGGACAAACCCUACGACGUGAUCUGUGAUGAGAUCCUCGCGGAGAGGGCGAGGCUGAAGGCCGAGCAGGAGACGCAGGAGCUCAGAAAAGCUCAGCCCGGAGAGCUCAGCAGCGGCUCGAAACCAAAGCUGCCGUCCUGCGAGGGGCGGGCGCCCGGUGCCCGCGAGACCAGCAACGUGGGGGAGAAGGUGGCAGAGGCGGGGACGCCGGGCCGAGGCUGCGGGCCGGCUGCACCGCUUGCAGAGCAGAAAGCGCCCCUGUUCUCCAGCUCCUCAAGAAAUAUUCACCAAAUGUUGGCAGAUUCUGUCAGUCGUAUAAAGGAAUUCGGAUUUCACCAGAAGAAAGAAUCCGUGAAGAAAACACAAGAUGAAGAAAUAAAACAAAUAGAUGAAGAGAGAACCAAGCAGAUUUAUAAAAACUGGAAAGAAGAUUCAGAGUGGCAGGCCUCUUUGCGAAAAUCCAAAGCUGCUGAUGAGAAGCGGCGCUCCCUGGCCAAGCAGGCCCGGGAGGACUACAAGCGGCUGUCGCAGCGGGGGAGGAGCGGCAAGGGGCAGCAGGGCCCGCCGGGCGGCCCCCAGAAACCCAGGAGGCCGCCACUCCCGCCCAAGCCUCAGUUCCUGAGCCCAGCAGGACAGCCACACACACCUCUCAGGAAUGAGAGAGCGACGAGGCCGGCGGCCAGCCCAGCCCAGGAGGACAUCAGGCGCUGGUUCCGGGAGGAGCAGCUUCCUCUGCGGGCCGGCUACCUGACCGACUCGGACAGCAUCGCCCCCUGGUUCCACGGAAUCCUCACGGUAAACAGAGCGAACGAGCUUCUGAGCACCUGCGUGCCGGGCAGCUUUCUGGUCCGGGUCAACGAGAAGGUCAAGGGCUACGCCCUGUCCUACCAGUCCGAGGACGGCUGCAGACACUUCCUCAUAGAUGCCUCCUCGGAUUCAUACGGCUUCCUGGGCGUGGACCAGCAGCAGCACGCCAGCCUGGCCGAGCUGGUGGAGUACCACAAGGAGGAGCCCAUCACCUCCCUGGGGAAGGAGCUCCUUCUGUACCCCUGCGGUCAGCAGCAAGAGCCGCCCGACUACCUGGAGCUGUUUGAGUGA